AUGGCUGUUCCCACUAAGGGAAUGCCCACCACCCUGUUUCCUAGCACAGCAAGCCCCAGCACGGGUGGUCCAACCACUACUGGUCCCAGCACCACAGGGCCAACUACCUUGUCGCCCACCACCAAUAGCCCCAGCACCUUGGCUCCCACCAUUCCCAUUGGCGAGCCCAGUGCGGCGCCCACCAUGCUGUCCCCAACAACCCUUGGUCCGACAACCGUGAGUCCGAGCACCACGGUUCCCUCCACUCAGAGCCCAAGCACCGGCAGUCCCUCCACCGAGAGUCCGAGCACUGGAAUUCUAACUACCUCGUCACGGAGCACCAGGGUCCCAACAACGGUUGACCCCAGCACUGGAGCCCCUACAAGGGAUGCCCCGAGCUCCACAGGUCCAACAACCAAUAGUCCCAGCACAUUGAGCCCGAGCACCAUGGGUCCAACAACCCAUAGCCCCAGCAUGUUGAGCCGGAGCACCACAGGGCCAACUACCUUGUCACCCACCACAGCGAGCCCAAGCACUGUGGGCCCCACUACACUUUCCCCCAGCAAGGCUGUUCCCAGUUCGGGAUGCCCACAACCCUGUUGCCAAGCAGAGCAAGCCCCAGCAGGGGCAACCAAACCACGACUGGUCCCAGCACCACAUGGCCAACUACCUUGUAGCCCACCACAGUGAGCCCCACCAGUGCCAGCCCAAGCAAUUCAAAC
Seminavis robusta is the source of this 701-nucleotide messenger RNA. The record is from the annotation of a GenBank genome assembly. NCBI's taxonomy places the organism in Eukaryota, Bacillariophyta, Bacillariophyceae, Naviculales, Naviculaceae.